Rhopilema esculentum is the source of this 6453-nucleotide messenger RNA. RefSeq names its product galanin receptor 2a-like. Gene Ontology annotation, cellular component: plasma membrane. NCBI's taxonomy places the organism in Eukaryota, Metazoa, Cnidaria, Scyphozoa, Rhizostomeae, Rhizostomatidae. The record is from RefSeq and is a predicted model, not a curated record. Gene Ontology annotation, biological process: G protein-coupled receptor signaling pathway. Gene Ontology annotation, molecular function: G protein-coupled receptor activity.
AGGUGUCUUAUGCAGUUGGGGGGGGGGAUGGUGGGAACAUCGUCCACGUAGCUUCUUCUUCAGUCCACGAAAAUUUACCCUUUUUCUCCCUCCAUGUUCAGGUUGAACAGUGUUUUGAUCACGCACGAAGUUCUGAUCUGAAAAUGCCAUAUGCGCGCCAAUUUUCGAAAAGCGCAUGCGCGUAACCUGUUGAAUUCAUGUGGAUCCGUUCCCGUGUAAACGCAAAUGGUUCUGGAUCGGAUCCCGUGUAAACGCAUUGCCAUUUCAGGGAUCGGAUACUUUUGGAUCCGAUCUGGAUACUUUUGGAUCCGAUCUGGUCCAGGUCUCGUGUAAACGGGGUCUGAAUUGCCUUUCUCAAGCAACCAAUUAUAUUGCAUUGAUAAGACCUGGAGUCUUGUUUGAAAUUUUACUUAGGUUAGAUUGACAGAAAUUAAAUUGAUGGUCUUGAUAUGGGAAGAUGAACAGAAGGGAAAUAACCUUAACUGAGAAACUUUGUAACAUAAGUAGAUACCACUUACAAAAUUUUAAUCUUAUCCCAAAAUAACCAUAAACCGUAUUCCAUAUAACCAUAACCAUAAACCAUAGCCGCUCUCUAUUGAACGCCGCAUCCAAAAUUUGGAAAUUGUAAUAAACGCUGCGGUGUUAUUUAGAGGAAAUACGGUAUCCCAAUCUGGCAGAAGAUGAUUAUACAUGAGUAAAAAUGGCUUUGAAAAAUGCAAAUAUUUAGUAAACUAAAGCUUUUCAUCUGACACUCUUCAGAGUUUAAAACGUCAGAACAUAGAUCGAAAACUUUACGCUAGGAAAUAUAUAUAAGAACUGGAUGCAAAGAUUACAAAAACCGUUAAAGAAAUGUUUGAUUUAUAUCCCAAGAGCAGUGACAAGAUAUUUUUCGUCAACAGACUACUUGGGGGGCUGGGAAUAAAGAGACCAUCAAACGUAUAUAGGGCAACACGUUUAUCUAAUUUGAUGAAAAUGCUGAAUCAUGAUGAGGAGAACAUACGGUAUCUGGCAAGAAAAUCUUUGGAAUUAGACAUGAAAUCACGUGGUGUUAGACAGACAGAUAGCGAGACUAAUUUUUUUGGUUAUGCAUUAGAUGCCAACCGAAGACUAGCAAAGACAAAAACAUAUGGAGGGAACUCUGAUUGGCCAGAUCUACUUUUUCACAGAUCUACUAACAAGUUUGAUGGAUCAGUUAUCUUCAAGGAUGGUUUUGCUGUGGUUGUCGUUAAUGGGAAGGAGUUGAAUAGGAAAGAUUUGAAAAGAGAAAUCGAGGGGGAAUUGGAGAGACAGGAUAUCAUUCAAAGCUGUGAGCUCCGCAUGCAAGGAAGUUUUAUAGGAAUUGAAAAUAUAGACAAAACAAUUUCGCAUCAAAUUUAUUACGGAUGGAAACUCUCUGAUAGUUUAGUCAAGUUUAUUCUACGUGCACGUAUGAAUCAAAUUCCUUGUAAUCAGCUAAUUCAUAUGUGGAAUAAGGAUCACGGUAAAAGAUGUUCAAUGUGUAAUGAAAGGACUGAAUCAAUGGCACACUUAUUGAAUUCCUGCAGAAAGUACAGAGAUUUAUAUUCGCGAAGGCACAAUCGGGUCGUAGAAUUUUUAUGCCAAAAAAUCCAAAAAAAGAAUUCAACAACGACGUCAUUUGUCAACAAAAUGGUAGAAACAGCUUUUCCACACAUCAGAAAUGCAUUGCGACAGCUAAACCAAAGGAAGCCUGAUAUACUAAAGAUAAAAAUGAGCAAGAGAGAAUGUGAAAUUGUUGAAGUCACUGUCUGCUUUGAUUUGUAUAUGGAUACAUCCUACUGAGAAAAAGGAAAUUGGUAUCAACCACUGAUAAACUUAAUGAAUGAAAAUGGAAUUGCAACAAGAAUCAGUGUCAUAUGUUUUGGAUCACUUGGGACCGUACAUAAGGAUGUGAGGGGAAACUUGAAAAGGCUAGGACUAUCAGGGGAAGAGGCAAAAGAAACAAUGAAGCGGUGCAGUGUAUCAAACAUGAUUUGUGGUAGCAUCGUAUGGCGAAAUAGGUGCAAAAAGUGCAUGGAAAGUAGGACUGCUAAUUUCUGGUUAUGUGCAAGGAACAUAUUUGGCUAUAAGACAUUUACAGUUUGUUCUUAACUUGUCAAAUCAUAUCCGAUAUUGUUAUUAUUAUUAUUAUUAUUAUUAUUGUUAUUAUGAUUUAAUGAUUUAAUGAUUAAAACACUGCACUUUAUUGUUCAGUUAUGGUAGCCACAUUUUUUCAUAUCUUGCUAGCAUUAUUAGGCCUUGUGCUUGGCCACAGGCAACAAACAACAGAGAGGAUGCGGCUCCUCUUGGUGUCAAUAUACAAAAUAAUCAAAAGAUGAGAAUUUCAAUUUCAAUUGCAAAUUUAUAUUUUUGUUUUACAUACAGUAUUUAGCAAAAUAGGCCUGAUGGAGCUAAAUUAUGAAUAAUUAAUUAGCUAUAGAUCUUUUUAUGAGUUGCAGUAAUGCUCAGUUUAUUCUUCAAAUUUACAAAUCGUUUAUUGUUUUUAUAAAAAAGGUGUUUGUAGACCAAAGUCUCCGUUGAACAACCAAUCAAGUAAUUCGUUAUGUAUGAUGUUUUCAUAACAAAAUAAGUUUUUAGUACUGCAAAAUUUGAAGAUGGCACGAAAUUUCCGCUAUUUCUUGCCAUCUUCAAAGUUUCUAUAACAUUGUAAUAGCAAAUUGUGUAAGAGAGAAACUAAUGCUCAAUGUCUCAAGCAAAAGAACGUAAAAGAAAAUAUUAAAAAUCAAAUUAUUGUCAAUAAAAUGUUGUCUAUAAAGAUAUGAUGUUUGUAAUUGGGAUUAAUCUUGUCAAAGAGUACAGAAACACAUAUCCCCUUAAACGUUAAACGAAACCUUCUGAGGGCGGGUUUUGAAAAUUUGGGUAACCUUCUUAUGUGUAUUUUAAUGGACAGAACAUUGAUGAUUGCUGAUAUAAACUUCAUCGGUCAUUAAGAAGCUAUAUUUUCGAAGUGAGCUGCUGUUGCUAGUACAAAUAUUUAUUGAUACUAAACUGAUUUGUUGGCUAGAAAAGAGUCCAUCCUAUUACGGACAAUUGGGACACUUUGCCGUAAUGUUUGAGAUAUUGUUUGAAACGUCUUGCACUUUUUGAAUCAGAAAAUGUUGAUAUGGAACACUUUCUCUGUCACACUCUCUCCUCUACACCGUCUCAACUACUAUCUCUACAACACUUUCUCUCCCGCACUCACUCUGUCACACUGUUCUGUCACACUUUCUCUGUCACACUCUCUCUGUCGCACUCUCUUUGUCAAAUUCUCUCUGUCUCACUUUCUUUGUCACUCUCUCUUUCUGUCAGACAUUCUCUGUCACUCUCUCUCUCUGUCACACUCUCUCUGUCACACUCUCUCUGUCACACUCUCUGUAUCACACUCUCUCCGUCUGACUCUUUUCUCUCUGCCGCUUUUUUCUCUGCCGCUUUUUUCUCUGCCGCUUUUUUCUCUGCCGCUUUUCUGUCUACCGUUUUUCUCUCUGCGACAGCCAUUUUACCCGAAGAUUUUAUUUUUCACUAUUUUGCGCAGUAGCAUAUUUGUUUCUAGCUAAACGACUGUAAUUUAAGGCAAUUGUAAGGCACCAAAGCGUAUAGAUUGAAAACCUAUCAAACUGCUUCUACAUGUAUUAUUUCCACUAAGCUAUAAAACUGUAGAAAGAAUUGCAUUGCAUGUUAAGGCUGUAGCUGAUCUCAAAAGGAAGAGGGUAUUGAAAGUGGAAGCAAAUAAAAACAGUUUUGGACUGCCAUCUUAAUAAAUAUAUAAAUAUUGAUAUCUUCUUGUUGAGGUUAUAUUUAAGAAAAUAUUUAAUCGUCUUAAAUAGAAAAUCUCCGUUUUCUACAAACUUGCUGGUGUUAACAACUGCCAUCACUUUACUUUUUGAAAUUAAUAAACAUUCGUCAAAUUAGGGUGUUGCGAAAUAGAAGGUGAUAUGAGCAAGGGGAAUGAUUUCAGAAUGGGCCACCAAUCAAGCCUCUUUUUAUUUUGUUUUUGGCCCCUCGAUUUUCUGAAUGCUUCGCGCUGCCUGGAUGUGAGUUAUUGUGUUUUUGUUUUUAUAGGAACGCUUGAGCAUCUGCAUACGUGUGUGCUAGCAUGCGUGCUAAUGAGAUAAGUUCAUUAAAAUCUAUCCCAAAGGUCGCUAUAAACUGUUCUUCACCAAUCUAAUUUCCCUAUAUAUCAGUAUUGGUCCUAAUUUUAGACCAAGCCAAAAACAACAGACGUCCUUAGUAAAUUCAGGUCUGUCACUAGCCGUGUCUCAGUCAGUUGGCAACAAAUUCAACUUAUACAGCACAUUUAGCGCCGCUCCAUGGUUUCCUUUCAGGUCAAAAUUCAUAGAUGAUCAAAGUGGAUUUAUAUGACGACAUCAUUCCUCCCACUUUAGUAGUUGUUUAUUUUUUUACCUUUCUUUGAGUGACUAUAGCGCUCGCUUUCUGCUCUGACUGAGUUUCGCUUAUUCUCAAUUUUCCUACACGGUUGAAGAUGCAUCUUCAUGCUCAACAGGACGACUUUUGCAACUUUAUGUACGUGUUUAUACUAGUUGGCGACUAUAAACUUACAAAACAGAUUGAUUUGAACAAAUUUUUAAACCACACAAAGCUGCGUUAAUUAGAUUUUCUGAAACUAAAAUCCAGCUGAAGUCGAAUGACGAUUUCCAAAAAAAAUAAGAGACCUGUUGAAUAACCUGUCAUUGAAAGAUUGACUGUAGGCCUUCUUUAUCUGGUUUUAUACAAAAGCAUCAAAGUCAUUAUGAAAUGUUGGACAUAAAACGUAGAUUAUGCAGUUUUUGAGACUGAUAAAGAUGACGUUAACUAAGAUGGUGAGGGGUCACAAAGCUAGUGACGGCCCAAGCCGCUGAAGCUAGGGGAAAAGGAAGUCUAUUGUCAAAUCGUAGAAAGUUUGUUUUCUCCAAAACUUUUUCGAUUUCAAACUUUGAUCGAUUUCAAACCGAUAAUCUCCGCAUUCUUUAGAUUACAAAUAAGAUUUUCCCGUGGUUAUGACCACGGCCACUUCGAACUUGUAGAUUUUCAUGCCAUUGGCGGUUGUUGGGCACAGCCACCCAAAGCCACAAGCCGCGUGACGGUUACAUCUUAGAAAUGUCUGUUGUCUUGUUGGUAGAAUACAUAACGCAUCAGUGAUAAUCCAGAAAAGGUCCUGCUUAGGUGAAAGUUCGAAAGAUGGCGGAAAGCCCUUGCAGGAAUGUUGUUGCGCCGAGCGCUUUAUCAUACUUUACAGCCACAGUUUCUGCUGUUCUGAGCCCGAUCACAAUUGCGGGAAAUCUCGCUGUCUGCAUCGCAGUUAUCAAAGAUCCUUAUGGCAAAUUGCGAACGCCUUUCAUGUAUUUCCUCGUAAAUCUAUCGCUAAGCGACCUUGUCGUUGGUGCUAUUACGAUGCCAACAUCUGUUGCUACGCAUACAAUGGAAGUAGUUGGUACAAAGAAGAAGGUGCACGUUGAUCUUAUACUCAUAACGUAUUUCAUUUCAGCAAAUGCCAGUUUGUUUAGCCUGGCAAUCCUGUGCGUGGAUCGAUACUGUGCUGUGGCGCAUCCGCACAAAUAUCGACGCAACGCAAAGUUCAAGUACUGCCUUAUCGCCUCUGCAGUUAUAUGGACCAUUUCGUUGUCUCUGCCUUGGCUGUAUUUCGUUACUGGAUACAUUCCUUACUUGAUGAUCUUCGCACACACUGGGGUUGUUGGUGCACUUUUUAUAUUGAUUUUCUCCUAUUUCAAAAUAUACAAGGCAUUGCAGUCAUCUCGUUUGCAAACAAGAGAUGCUGCGGAAUCUGCAAGCAAGGAAGGUAGAUCUACUGAAGUAGCUAGAAGAAAGGCAGAUAGAAAAGUCACAAAAGUCUUUCUUAUAAUCCUGGGAGUCUUCGCUGCCUGCUAUAUUCCAGUCAUUGUCAUCAUCUAUACCCUACAGCUUUGUCCUCACUGUAGUUGUGAUUUUCGUCAUGUUCUGCGUGACCUUCAAUUCAUAUUGGCGAUUUCAAAUUCUGCGAUAAAUCCUUUUGUUUGUACCUUGCGUCUAAAGCCGUUUCGUAUUGCUUUGCUAAAAAUCCUUGGUCUGAGAAAGGAGGAAAGCGCCUACACCGUAAAUCAAAGCAGCUUACAAAAUGACGCCUCUAGUGUUGUAGAUAAUCGCAGCAAGGCUGAGAAAGCAUGAUAACUCUUUGUUUCUUUUCAAAUCUGAGGAGAGGUCAGUCACAAAACUGGCAAAUAGAUUCCUGAUGCCUGAAGAAGCAGCAGCAAAAAGGCAGUUUUGCAUCGGAGGAGACGCAAGGUUGUCAAGCGCAGUCACAAUAAUGCUAAAAUGGUACAAGUCAUGCGCAAAACUUAAUCAACAUAACAAAACUGACAACGUUUUAGGCAGAACUUUGAAUUAUGACGGCAAAACUACUGUAAAGAUUUUCAAUAGAAAAAUAUGAUUAUGCAGCAAUGAAAUGAGUAAAUGAAUGUA